UUGUCUAUGCAUGCGUUUACCUGAGCGCCACUGACUAGGCGUUCUGAAUCAAAGCUAACCUUUGACAUUUGUGCCUCGCUUAUCGUCAGUGGCGACACUGUGACUCGCUCCAUACCUGCCAAUGGAGCACAUCCGACUUCCAAAGGUGGAGAAGGUCAGGCUGCUGGACAGAGUGUUCACCAAAAGGAGCAGGGUGGGCACCCUCUAUCUCACGGCCACCCACAGCAUCUUUGUGGAGAGUGAGGGUGGAAUGCGCAAUGAAACAUGGGUGCUUCACAGUUUGGUUUUCAGUUUGGAGAAACAAGAGGCCACUCCAUCGGGUUGCCCGCUGCUUAUACACUGCAAAAACUUCCAGGUUCUUCAUUUUGUCAUCCCUCAAGAGCGGGAGUGCCAUGAUGUAUAUGUGUCCCUGCAGCGGCUCUCCCGUCCAGAGCGUUAUGAGGAACUGUAUUGCUUUUCCUAUAAACCAAAUGUCGAAGAGACGGAGAGACGGCAGGAAUGGGACUUCUUGGACCUCAGAGCUGAGUACAGCAGAAUGGGAAUCCCAAACUCCCUUUGGAAACUCUCCUCAGUAAACCGGCACUACAAGGUGAGUGACACUUACCCUGCUGAACUCUUUGUACCCAAGUCAACAACUCCAUCAGUCAUCACAGGAAGCUCCAAGUUCAGGAGCAGGGGGAGAUUUCCUACUCUUUCAUACUACUCCAAAGAAAAUCAUGCUGCCAUCUGCCGUAGCAGCCAACCCCUUUCAGGCUUCAGCGCUCGUUGCCUGGAGGAUGAGCAGAUGCUGGAGGCCAUACUGAGGUCCAAUCCCCGCAGUGACUUCAUGUAUGUGGUGGACACCAGGCCCAAGUUAAAUGCGAUGGCAAAUCGAGCAGCAGGAAAAGGCUAUGAAAAUGAGGACAACUACUCCCACAUUAAAUUCCAGUUCGUCGCCAUUGAGAACAUCCAUGUGAUGAGGAGCAGCCAACAAAAAAUGCUGGAAGUGUGUGAGCUGCGUUCCCCCUCUAUGUCUGACUUCCUGGAAGGCCUGGAGAGCUCAGGCUGGCUGAAGCACAUCAAAGCUGUUUUGGAUGCAGGCAUCUUCAUCGCCAAGGCCGUUGCAGAGGAGGGUGUCAGCGUCCUGGUUCACUGUUCAGAUGGCUGGGACCGUACUGCUCAGGUGUGCUCUGUGGCCUGUGUGCUGUUGGAGCCAUACUACCGGACCAUCAAAGGAUUUAUGGUUCUCAUCGAGAAAGACUGGGUCUCAUUCGGCCACAAGUUUUCUCACAGAUGCAACCACUUAGUUGGAGACCCUAAAGAAGUGUCUCCCAUUAUCGAUCAGUUCUUGGAGUGUGUGUGGCAACUGAUGGAGCAGUUUCCCUGCGCCUUUGAGUUCAAUGAGAGGUUUCUGAUCACCAUUCACAGCCACAUCAACUCCUGCCAGUAUGGCAACUUUAUUGGCAACAACCAGCGGGGAAGGAUAGAACUCGGGCUGCGUGAGAGGACCCACUCUCUGUGGCGUUAUCUGUGGUCAAACCGGGCAGACUACACCAACCCCUUAUACAGAGCAGACCAAGGCCAGGCGCAGGGACUCCUUCGGCCAUCUACCGCCCCCUGUUGGUUCAAAUUUUGGGCUCGGUUGUACAACCGGUUUGACCGUGGAAUGCAUCCUCGUCAGUCUGUAGAGGAUUACCUGCGGGCCAUUAAAGAGGAAACUGAACAGUUAGAGGAGUUGCUUGCUUCACACAAACAGAAAAUUUCUAAACUGGAGGAGAAGCAGGCGAGGAAUUAUACCGCAAAAGCCACCUUUGAUAAAAGCCCGACAGCCUGGGUUAUUGGUCAUGAUCUCGGCCUGGCAAACACCCCUCAAGACUACACAUCAGGCUUCCUCACCAGCAGCACCUGUCAGCUAAAGACACCAUGCAGCGGCCUGACCCUCUCGCCCCAAGACUUAAGCAAAACAUAUGACUCCAGUCACUCCAACGGCAGUGAUCGGGAGUCUGGGAUAGCGGAUCUGAGCUGCCGUUCGCCCUUUAGUGAGGAGAGUACCAGAGAUCAAGACUCUGACGAUGAUGACUACUCGGCUGCCUAAAAAAAUGUAGUAUGUUGUGGCAGAUGUAGCAGCUACCACAUGGCCCCACACAGCCAUUAAACAGACACUACCUAUAUAUGCACAAAAAAGGAUAAAAAUAGUAAGUUAGUAGCAAAUUUCAGUCAAAACUUUUGUUUUGCAUGUGGUGUGGUGGACCCUUCCUGUUACCACAUAAACUAGUUUAACAUUGUAUACUGUAGUUGUCCACAUUGCACUUCCACACAAUGAAGAGUUUAAUUAUUUCCUGUCUGUGAUGUUCGGGGCCAAAUAAAACCGUUGUGCAGACAGAGUUUAAAAUAGUGAAGUGCAUCAUGUGCCUCCUGGGCCAUUUUGUGGACCCAUUAUCCACUCCAAAAACAUUAUUACCCCUGAGUGAUCCACUUCAACACAUCUUUUUGUGUUGAAGAGGAUGUGCAAGUACAUCCCCUCUUUCACAACGAUCUUCCAUUUCUUUAUGUAUCAAAUAUUUUGCUUAGCAGCAUAAACACAAAAAUACAUGGAAUAGCCUAAUAAGAGAUGACGGACCGCUACAAAUGGGAAGUACUUGACAUUUAUCAUUGGAACAUCAGUGGAACAUUUUGAGUAAAGAAAGCUUUAGCUUGCAAAACAAAACAAAUAUUUGAAUAAAGGACAAUUUUGAACAAAAUCAAAAUAUAAUGUCACGUAAAUAUCACAUUGUGCUGAUUUGCAUAUGGGAAUUUUCGUCUACAUGUUUUGUGGUCACCUCAGUGUGAUUGACUGAAAAAAGCGAUUUCAACAAUAGAAUGUGUUUACAUUGGGGGGGGGGGGUUGAGCAUGUUCCUCAGCUGAAUGACUGUGACUGAACAAAGCAGCAACUGUAAACAUCAACAUAUUUUCUGAGUAUGAGCUGUGCAUAGUAGUGAUGGCUGGAGCCAACAGUAGAGAGCAUAUCACAGUGUUAGUGGCAAAGUAUUGAGGUCCUAUUCCAGUGUCUGCAAAUAUGGUGUUUUACUGUACUGUACAAUCCUGCCAGAGAACAAUGCAGCAUGUAAAUAUAUUUUUUUAACCUUUGAAAAUCUUGCUGUGCAUGUAAUUUAUUAUAAACCGUAAAAAAAAAAAAAGUACUAGACUAAGUUACAUUUAUUUUGACAAUAGAUUUAUGUAUUCAGAUGUAGAAUGAGAGCCCAUGUUGGUUGUAUUAUUGUAUUCCAAAGGUUUGUUAAUUCCAAUUCUUUGUAAAACAAAAUAAAGGUAAUGCU
Phycodurus eques (leafy seadragon) is the source of this 3294-nucleotide messenger RNA. It is a transcript of the gene mtmr7a, whose product is annotated as myotubularin related protein 7a. Bases 122 to 2074 code for a protein of 650 amino acids. The record is from RefSeq and is a predicted model, not a curated record. Lineage: Eukaryota; Metazoa; Chordata; Actinopteri; Syngnathiformes; Syngnathidae. Gene Ontology annotation, biological process: dephosphorylation. The transcript is spliced from 14 exons. Gene Ontology annotation, molecular function: phosphatase activity.